Molecule: messenger RNA, 822 nt
Organism: Phaeoacremonium minimum UCRPA7
Lineage: Eukaryota; Fungi; Ascomycota; Sordariomycetes; Togniniales; Togniniaceae
Product: putative short-chain dehydrogenase reductase family protein
Exons: 2
Coding region: 1-822 (273 amino acids)
Source: RefSeq, a predicted model, not a curated record
AUGGCUGUCCGUUCCACGACCAAGGGCGAAGAUGCUGCCUCCAAGCUUCGAAAGCAGUAUCCGAACGCUGAGAUCAAUGUGUGGCAGCUUGAUAUGUCUUCAUAUGACUCGAUCCGCGGUUUCGUGGCACGAGUCGAGAAGGACCUUCACCGCCUUGACGUUGCCAUUUUGAAUGCCGGGUUGGGAUUUGGCCACUUUAAGAUCAUACCCGCUACUGGCCAUGAAGAGACGGUACAGGUUAACUAUCUCUCUACCAUGCUCUUGACCAUCUUGUUGCUUCCUAUUUUAAAGAGCAAAUCUCCGGCCGGCUCGCCUGGGAGAUUGACAAUCAGCACAGCUAUGCUCUCAAUUGCUGCCAAGUUUGCCAAUAAGAACGAAAUCCCGCUUCUACCUUCAUUUGAUGAUGAGAAGUUCUUUGACUCUCGCGAUGUUUACUCAACCUCAAAGUUACUAGGUCAAAUGUUCGUGUGGAAGCUGACGGACGUUGUGUCUGCCAACGACGUUGUCGUAAAUCUAGUUGAGCCUGGAUUCAUCAAAGGCACGGCACUUCACAGUGAUAGACCUGUUGCCACAAAGGUUUUCAUGGGCUUGUUCAUGGCUGCAGCUGCCCGACCUGUCCAAGUCGGUGCAUCGACUUAUAUCGAUGCAUCAAUCCUUAAGGGUGAGGAGUCUCACGGAUGUAUUCUAAUGAACUGGGAGAUCUCGCCAUACGCCCCAAUCCAGUACACACCAGAGGGCAAGACUAUCAUGGACAGACUUUGGCAGGAGACUUUGAGCGAGUUUAGUUUCGUUGAUGUCAACGGACUUCUCAAGUCAUUAUAA